This is a messenger RNA of Necator americanus (New World hookworm), 783 nucleotides long. RefSeq lists its product as uncharacterized. Bases 1 to 783 code for a protein of 260 amino acids. The record is from RefSeq and is a predicted model, not a curated record. Lineage: Eukaryota; Metazoa; Nematoda; Chromadorea; Rhabditida; Ancylostomatidae. The transcript has 2 exons.
AUGUUGAGCUGCGCAGUUUGGAGUUGCAGCGACGUUGAGCCACGCAGUUUGGAGCUGUUACAACGCGGUGCACAGUUUGGAGUUGCUGCUACAUGGAUUUGCAUCACCUGGAGUUGCAGCAACGUUGAGCCACGCGAUUUGGACGAUGUUGAGCUGCGCAGUUUGGAGCUGUUACAACGCGGUGCACAGUUUGGAGUUGCUGCUACAUGGAUUUGCAUCACCUGGAGUUGCAGCGACGUUGAGCCACGCGAUUUGGAGCUGUUACAACGCGGUGCACAGUUUGGAGUUGCUGCUACAUGGAUUUGCACCACCUGGAGUUGCAGCGACGUUGAGCCACGCGAUUUGGAGCUGUUACAACGCGGUGCACAGUUUGGAGUUGCUGCUACAUGGAUUUGCACCACCUGGAGUUGCAGCGAUGUUGAGCUGCGCAGUUUGGAGCUGUUACAACGCGGUGCACAGUUUGGAGUUGCUGCUACAUGGAUUUGCAUCACCUGGAGUUGCAGCGACGUUGAGCCACGCGAUUUGGAGCUGUUACAACGCGGUGCACAGUUUGGAGUUGCUGCUAUAUGGAUUUCCACCACUUGGAGUUGCAGCGACGUUGAGCCACGCAGUUUGGAGUUGCUGCUACAUGGAUUUCCACCACUUGCAGUUGCUAUGACGUUUAGCUGCACAGUUUGGAGUUGCUACAGUGCGGAUUUGCACGAUUUGUUGAUGCUGUGUCACUACCGUAGACCAUGCGGAGCUGCAGAUUCAGAGAUGCAGAUUUGUAAACAGAGCUGUUGA